Messenger RNA from Episyrphus balteatus (marmalade hoverfly), 1770 nucleotides. RefSeq lists its product as uncharacterized. Bases 51 to 1301 code for a protein of 416 amino acids. The transcript has a single exon. The record is from RefSeq and is a predicted model, not a curated record. NCBI's taxonomy places the organism in Eukaryota, Metazoa, Arthropoda, Insecta, Diptera, Syrphidae.
UUAUAUAUAAUUAUGACCUAUAUUAAAUAUUCUUUUACUAUUCAAAUAACAUGUCUAAUACAGGAAAUUUAGAUGAAAAUAUUUUAGAAGAAAAUAACGAGAUAGCAAAACACAUAGAGGAUUUAAGAGAAAGAAGUAGUCAAAUUUCCGAUAUAUUAGGAAAUUUUUUCUCAGAAAGAACAGAUAAUAAUAAAGAAAAAAUGCUAACAUUAAAUAUAGAUCCAUUAAAAUACAUCUCAAAACUCCCUGAUUUCAACGGAGAUUAUAGAGAACUACAAAAUUUUAUAGAUUUGGUAGACAAGAUCCACCCUGUUUUGGUCAAAUAUGAUCAACUCUCUCAAAGUAUCUUUUCUGAUUACUUAAAAUCAAAAGUAAAAGGUAAAGCGAGGGAAGUACUAGAGAUAAACUCUCAUAUAACUUCAUGGCCUGACAUAAAGGCAACACUUAUUAGCAACUUCGGUGACAGACUUACACUCGAGGAGCUAUUUGACGAACUUAGGUCCGUCCAAUUUAAAACAAACAGCGUAGACUUCUUUAAUGAAAUAAAAACUACUUUGAGACGAUUAAAUAUAAAAACAAAACUUAUUUUUGAAAAAGAAGAUCAUACAAUAAUCGAAACAAACAUAGAAAAUAAUAAACAUUCCGCUCUAGUUAUUUUUAGAAAUAAAAUUCCCGAACCAAUGCGUUCACUGAUAUGUUGCAGGAAUCCGCAAAGCUUAGAAAGUGCAAUCACUAUUCUACAUGAGUGUGGAUACGCACAUUAUAAUCCUUAUAAUAAAUCCCUUACUCCUAAACUUAAUACACAACAACAUAAAGACACUGACACUGCUAUACAAAAGAAAAGACCAAUGAACCCAAACACAUCUUGGCAACCUAGAUCAUUUAACCACCAAUAUAUGAACCCAUCAUUUGAGUCUUAUAGACCAAACAAUUUUAAUACAUCGUGGCAACCUAGAACAACAAAUAAUAAUUAUAUAAAGCCCCCAUUCGAUCACUAUCGAUCAAAUAAUACUAGUUAUAAUGCAAAUAGGCAACCUAAUAAUAAUAACUACAUAAAACCACCGUUUGAGCAUAAUCGACCCCAUCCAAAUAACUAUAAUAAUACCCAGCACUACAACAGUAACAAUCAGAAUCAAAACCCUUUCAGGAAUUCUAACAAUUCAAAUAAUCGUAACACUCAAGAACCUAUGGAAAUAGGACUUGCUCAAAGAAGGCAAGAUACUAAUCAAAAAAAUCAAAACUAUAAUAUAGAACCCUCAAAUUUUCACUUACUAGCCUCGGAUACAACCUACCCUAUAUAAUAGUGUCAUCUAAAACUAGACCAUUAAAGUUUAUAAUCGAUACUGGAGCCACCCACUCAAUUAUAAACCCAGAAAUAUGCCACCCUAAAUGGCAUAUUGAUUUAGAAGAACCACUUAAUCUUAAGACACUCAGUCACAAUAUUAAAAUAAAUAAAAAGGCACAGAUUCCUCUAUUUAGCGAAUUAGGUGACAGCAACAUAAGAACAGAAUUCUUAAUUUGUCAAUUCCAUACCGAAUUUGACGGAUUAAUAGGAAAUAACAUAUUGACACCUUUAGAAGUAAAUAUAGACUAUAAAAAUAAAUUGAUAAAAACAAAAGACAAAACCAUAGAAUUGCAUUUUAAUAAUAAAGUCCCUACAUCAGUUAAACUUACCGAAAUAGAUGUACCUGUUAAACAAGAAAAAGGACUGGGAUAUAUAAAUGAAACCAUAUUAGGAGAUAACUUAAUAAUAAAAGAAGGAAUUUAUAA